AUGAUGAUGAUGAUGAUGAUGAUGGUGGUGGUGAUGAUGAUGAUGAUGGUAGUGGUGGUGGUGGUGGUAUCGCAACAGGCCAGUGAGCCGGUCAACAAGCCAGCGAAUGGGGUUAUUUUGAAGCAACAGUGUGGACAGAAGAUCAGAUGCAUGGGAGUGGUUGGACGUCGUUUGCUGUGUGUGUGUGUGUGGGGGGGGGGUUUAUUGUUUAUUUUGUUUGUCGUACAAAUGGACUGCUUUCUGUUCUGCUUCUCCUGCUUUCGUCAGCUUCACUUGUAUCUAUCCCCGUGUUCUCUUCAUACAACAUGUGUGCACUUCCUCUUUUUGUCUUGUUUGCAAGAGUGUGUGUGUGCGCGCGACAUGUCUGUGGAUGUACGUGUGUGUGUGUGCGCGCGCGUGUGUGUGUACAUGUCUGUGCAGAGCUAAAGCAAUUCGUUCGUCGA
This is a messenger RNA of Salpingoeca rosetta, 443 nucleotides long. RefSeq lists its product as uncharacterized. Bases 1 to 426 code for a protein of 141 amino acids. NCBI's taxonomy places the organism in Eukaryota, Choanoflagellata, Craspedida, Salpingoecidae. The record is from RefSeq and is a predicted model, not a curated record. The transcript has a single exon.